Molecule: messenger RNA, 2244 nt
Organism: Trichobilharzia szidati
Lineage: Eukaryota; Metazoa; Platyhelminthes; Trematoda; Strigeidida; Schistosomatidae
Source: the annotation of a GenBank genome assembly
AUGUUUUUUAAGCGAAUAGCAAUGAACAAUGUUGAUCCAAAAAUCGAUUUUGACAGUUCAUUCAAUUGCGUUAAAAGUGCACAAGAACGCCUGGUUCGUCUCAGGGAUCGCCAGUUAAAGCGACGUGGUAUACUUCUCCGUCUUCUCCUAAGGGAUAGCUCCUUCUUGGCAAAACUAGAUACUUGUGAUAAUCGUAAUAUAACCUUGUUAGAGGUUCUUGGUCACCGUAGGCCUCUUCACUCAAAGUACGAUGAAAUCAUUCGCAGAAAACAGUCAAUCUUACCAAUCGUUUCCCGUCUGAAAAGUCCAGUGCUUAGUCUGAAACUACGUCGAGCGAUACAAUCUUUCUUACGCGAAUCUAGUACAACUAAUCAUGAUAAUAAUCAAAUUAUUCAACAAUGGGAUAAAUUCAGUCUCGAAGUUGUCGGUGAUAAACUUAGACAAACGCUGGCAUCAUGCAUAUCAAGCAAUACAAAUAGUGGUAAUUUAAACGAUAAAGCAUCGAAUGAAGACAAUGCUAUCAGUAAAACAGGAGAUCCUGGCGGUGAUUUAACUAUCAGGACUUUUACUGGUUCAGCUGCUUUUCUCAAAGGAACUCAGAGUGCUAAUCCACAUAAUGACUACUGUCAGCAUUUUGUAGAUACUGGUGAACGUCCACAAAAUUUCAUACGUGAUACAGGUUUAAGAAAUCGAUUUGAAGAAUAUCCUAAACUGCGUGAAUUAAUUCGACUAAAAGAUCAGUAUAUUCAAUCAAAAGCUACCCCACCUAUGUAUUUAUGCGCUGAUCUAAGAACCUUUGAUUUAAAUGAACUGGACUCAAAGUUUGAUGUUAUACUUAUUGAGCCUCCGUUAGAAGAAUAUCAUCGAAUGAAUGGUGCUGUAUUCGAUCAGUAUUGGAGUUGGGAUGAAAUUGAACGUUUGCAAAUUGAACAAAUAGCUGCUCCACGUGCAUUUGUUUGGAUCUGGUGUGGCUCUGGUGAAGGUUUAGAUGCUGCUCGUAGGUGUUUACGUAAAUGGGGAUUUCGUCGUUGUGAGGAUAUCUGUUGGAUUAAAACAAAUAUAAAUAAUCCAGGACAUGAAACGCUUGAACCGAAUGCUGUAUUUCAGCGUACAAAAGAACAUUGUUUAAUGGGUAUACACGGAACGGUUAGACGAUCAACAGACGGUGAUUUUAUUCAUGCUAAUAUAGAUAUUGAUUUGAUUAUUGAAGAAGCUCCACCACAGGGGAGUUAUGCUGCUAAAGAUAAACCAACUGAAAUAUUUCAUAUUAUUGAACAUUUUUGUCUGGGUCGACGAAGAUUACAUUUAUUCGGUCGAGAUAGUACACUGAGACCUGGUUGGUUAACUGUCGGUAAUGAACUGUCUGCAUCAAAUUAUGAUCCUCGUAUAUAUGCAAAUAAUUUUAAUAAAGAACCAAAUGGUUUAUUCCUUGGAUCAACUGAAGAAAUUGAACGAUUACGUCCAAAAUCUCCACCACCACGUCAUCCAAAUCCUAACACGGCUCCUAGUGGUAGUGGUACACCUAGUACUAUUUGUCCGAUUUCAGAGGUUACGCCUACACCAAUUUGUCCUAACCCUAUUUUACCACCUACUGGACAUAUAUCACGUUCAAUAUCGUCUAUAUGCUCACUUGGUAAUUCUGUUGUAUCAAAUAUUAGUUCACUUUCUGGAGUACCAUGUGGUAGUCAUUCAACACGUAGAUUUGGUCCUACUAAUACUGUUAUAAAACAACCAGUCAACUCUACCGGCCCAUUGACUAACUCUUCACUUUUAGGCCUACCAACUGCUUUGCAGAAUGCAUCAUCUAAUCGAUCUUCUUCGAGUACACGAAUUAAUUUACGCACACCUUUAAAUGCGCUCGCUGCCUCCAGCUCUUCGCAUAGACUGACUGCAUUACAGAUGGCUGCAGCUGCUCAUCAUCAAGGCAAUAUUCAUCCACCUAAUCCACCGAUAUGGUCAACUCCAAAUAAUUUUGCAGUAGCAUUGGCUGCUAUGGCAGCAGCAGCUGCAACCUCUCAUAACUUACCUGUUCCCUCUGCACUGAACUCUUCGAAUUCAAGGAGUGCUAUAUCUGAUUCACCUUUACUUGCUGGACUUGUCAGUGCUGGUAAACUGAAUCCAACUAUACUUGCAAUGUUGAAUACUUCAAAUCCUGUCAAUCCUUCAAGUCUAUCAUUAUUGAACAGUAUUCUCCGAAAUGCUACUACUUCUGGAAAACAUCCGAACAAUAGUUCAUGGCAUUGA